Molecule: messenger RNA, 1095 nt
Organism: Sycon ciliatum
Lineage: Eukaryota; Metazoa; Porifera; Calcarea; Leucosolenida; Sycettidae
Molecular function (GO): protein binding
Source: RefSeq, a predicted model, not a curated record
GUUCCCCAUGUGGAUGUCCCGUGUGUCCAGAUUCGGCCAAUAGGAGCUGGUCAAUUUUGAUGCGUGGCAUCAGACCAUCAGGACUGUACACAGCCCAGCUGCAGGCACGAAAUCAAGCUGGUCUGGGACCAGGAGCCUAUGUUCAGUUCAGCACAGGUGUGGACCAGCAAGGAAGAGAUCCUAAGAUUAAUCUUUCGCUGCAAAACGUCUGCGCCAUUGUGGCAGGUUCGCUUGGAUUCUUGGUUUGCUGCGCAGUAAUCUACUGUUGGGUGAUGCAUGGCUUCGGGACGAUUCUAUCAAAACCGGAGCUCAGCCAAAGUUGUGUUGUCAACACCAGCACAGAUGAAGAUGAAGAGUUAUUGAGCAGCUAUCCGGCUACACCGGGAUGCGAGCGCGAACGCAUUCCAAUGCUAACACUGAACAUCACCGAGAACAUGGCAUUCAGACAAGAGUCACCACAAGAUAUGUACAUGACAGAUCUCGGCUUGGUUAUGUAUCCGGAAGAAGAGUACCUCACGGGUGAGCAGUCAGCAACCUCUGGAGUGAAUGAACCACCACUCGGCUUUCGCCGGACCCACUCCAUUUAGCCCUCGCGCAUACAGCACUCAGCCGGUGUACUUCAGAUGGCAAUCGUGUCUCAGUACAGUGCCAGUCCGGGAUGGCGAGCAGGCAGGGAGUGUGAGCUUCGACGUCGCGAGCAUCAAACUUCUCUUUACUUUACUGUUGUCAUGGCAACAGUUGCAUUCAUCGGUGCCGCUCAGUGAAGUUGGAUUGCGGGAGUAAAGUACGCGUCUGGUCCGGUGCAGCUGCAGAUCUGCGAACACUGGGCCGUGUGCACAGGCGUGGAUACUGACUUGAUUCGUGCGAACGGAUAACACCACGCAACACAGCCAUUUCCAGACUUGCAUGUUACUGCCACGGCAAAAUGCAAAUAUACUGACGACUCUUAUCUGACUCCCUCGAGGCGAUUUACGUGUGAUAACAGAGAGGUUAAGAGGCACGGUAUUCCUGACGUGACCCGAACGUUCAGCUCGCUUUCAUGGAUCUCUCUCGCGCGUUGGAAAACAAUGCGAGUGACCUGCAGCGCACGUCGAA